Molecule: messenger RNA, 7608 nt
Organism: Blastomyces dermatitidis ER-3
Lineage: Eukaryota; Fungi; Ascomycota; Eurotiomycetes; Onygenales; Ajellomycetaceae
Product: mRNA capping nucleoside-triphosphatase
Exons: 4
Coding region: 399-2813 (804 amino acids)
Biological process (GO): polynucleotide 5' dephosphorylation; 7-methylguanosine mRNA capping
Cellular component (GO): mRNA capping enzyme complex
Molecular function (GO): polynucleotide 5'-phosphatase activity
Source: RefSeq, a predicted model, not a curated record
ACAAUGGAUGAUAGGCACUGAAUAACAUGGAUGUGUCUCUGGAUACCUGCUCAUAAUAUAUUUAUAUUAGUAGUUCGGCGCGUUGGCUCCUGAUCCUCUCGAUCACGUUAUUUUUGCACCUAUUGGAUUUCUCUCCAUCGCAGACUUCCCAAAGGGGAAAUUCUCUAAGCGUCUUGAACCUCACGUUUCGCUCCGACUGCUCGCCAACCACCCUCGUCUCCCCACGCGCUACAUCUGACACGCCCUGAUCUCCCGUUCGCCUUCUCGCGCUUUUUUCCUCAUCAACCACGACUAGCUGCCAUCGUGUCGAUGGAUUGUAUGCCUUAGGACGGCCAGAGCUGGACCUGUGUGGCCUUUAAGUUGUGGCUUUGUUCAGCCAGCCGUCCGCUGCCGUGAUCAUGGACUUGCGCACCAUCAUCAACAACGACGCCGCUGCUGGUGGUGUUCAGAGAGCUUCCGCUGCCCAACCCCCGCCGCCUUCUCCUCAACAGCCCCAGGGCCACGAUCUGGAUUCGCUUCACCCUACGAAAAAGCACGAUGAUGUUUCGCCAGCAUCCUACCACACAACCCAACAGCCUCAGCAAACCCCCGAGUUCCGCACGAGACCGCCGCAACCUCCCCCCCUCCAACCCCCUCUACACUCUCCCGGUGGAUCUUCGUCGUAUGGAUCCGCUCACUCACCAUAUCAACAUACGUCGGCGUCUACGUUGAGCAGCGGCGGCCCACAGUCCCAGGGCGCGCACCCGGUGCCCCAUGCCCUGCAGACCUACCACCCUGUUUCGCGCGACAACUUCCCCCCCAAUUCCGCCGGUUCUGCCUACAAUCAAUCUGCAGGGCCACUAUCUUCUCCAUAUACCCCUCAAGCUAUGAGCGCGGGGACCCCGCAAUCAUAUUUCUCGCAACAACGCUCACAAUCUGCUCAUUCUAUUCAAACCCCCACCUCCGCUCAUAGCUACUCUUAUCCGCACCGUGAAAGUAUUGGAGCUCCGCAACAGCAGCCCAUUCAGCAACAUCAACAGUCAUUCUCCCCCAAUCAACAACGCUCCCACCCAGGAACACCCCUUGGUCCCCCCCCAACGUCCUUUUCCCGCCCUUCGCCGCAUCAACCACGACCGCCUUCCGCUGGUUUUGAUUCUCAACAACAGCGCUCCCUUUCCGGUUCCUGGGGUAGCCAAGAUGUUCAGUUACGGAAUAAGAGAGAUGUAGGAUCCCCAAUUGCACAGACUACAGUUGCGCGGCAAGACUCAGGGCUUGGUGGCGAGAAUCAGAGGCGUUAUUCAGUGGGAACCGAGGAGAGGAGUACUCCUCAACCGUAUCGAAAGGACGCCAACGACGCUACAUGGGAAAACAACAGCAAUAGUGCCCUUCAUUUCCAUGGGCAUCCACAUGACGCCAGUGAUACAAUACCGUCACAAUACCCUCCUUCCACACCGAGAACACCACAACCAGCGAACACUAGUCGACCACCAACAACGUCUCCACCUACCAGACGACUACGACAAAGUGAACCUCCCGCCUCAAAUAUGAGCGGUCAAAGCCAAUUAGUAGUGAAAGAAGAUGCCCCUAUUAACAGGUCUAUGCUACCAUCUGGCAUUUCCAAGAAGAAGCGAAGGCGUUAUGAUGAACCUCCGAUCUACGCACGCAAAGCUCCCCGAACUAGUGGCAAUCCUCCACCAAUACCCACCGGUCAUUAUGUUCCUCCCUUUAAACGCGCUAUCGCGAAGCAGGAACCUCAGGCCGACAGGGUUGUUUCGAGAACUCGUUCCCUUCCACCGCCUCCGCCGCAUCCAAUUGCUGAGGCCCCAAACGGCGAAACCACGACAAAUGGGAAUCUUCCUGCCCGACCUCCGCCCGUAGACCAAACCGCCACCUCACUAGGUCCCUGGGAACCGUCCAUUACUGGGCUAAUACCCCACGAAGAAGUCACAAAAUUGAUCUGCGACUUCUUGUUCCAACAGGUUGUUAUGAGAAGAGAUAUUGGAGCAGGGCCCGCUGGAGGAUCAGCUAUAGGACAAGGCGCUGUUCUCGAAGUUGAAGCUAAGCUGGGCAUGCUCGUUGACAGAAAUCGUGGAGAACGUGUUCGGAUACCAGCUCUUACAGAGUGUAUUCUUGCCAAAGAUGAUCCAAGUAUACGAGUUGGUUUUGAAAGCUCAAUGUCUUUGGCCCAACACCGAGCCCUAAACGAUUUCCUCAACGACAUUGUGAAAUCCUCAAUAUCUCAACCGGGCGCCCGCAUUCCAUUAACCUACGCUCACAAAAAAGAACGAGAUACGUUCUACGAAAUCUCAUCCUCCGCCCUCCCGCCCAUAAUCCAACACCAUCUCAAUCCUCGGCACAAGCCUAAAGUCCGCGUGACAACGGACCAGCGAACAGGCGCCGUACUAGCUCGCAUCAUCAAAUGCCGCAUCGCGGAUCUAGAUGUGUAUAGCCCGAGAACUUGUCUUGAUUGGCGAAUAAGCGUCAACCUUGAAAUGAACUACGAAGGCGAUAUUGGCGAGCUCAAUUUGCCGGGUGAACCGAGCUCAUUGAGCGGGCCUGGGGCUCCUCGAGGUGGUGCAAGAAGCAAAGAUCGCAUGAGUUAUAGACAUUUGGCUUAUCAAAUUGACUUGACUCAGGUUGCUACUUCAGAGGACGGCUCCAAUAAUCCCCAGUCAGACUUCGAGCACGAGCUUGAAAUCGAGAUCUCCUCCGCCGAAGUCCGGCGCCAGGGUGACCUAGCGCUUGCGGGGGAUCCGAAAAACCAGUACGAGGAACUUAUCAAAGGGUUUGUAGAUAAUAUACGGGUACUGGCGAGAGCGGUUCCGGGACGUUAAAAGAAGAUCUCAUAAAAUUGGGUUAGGGGCUUUUCUCUGUUCUUCAUUCUUUUCCCUCUUCCUAUUCUUCUUUUUUCCUCGAACCUGCCUUACUUAUUUAUUUACAUAUAACUUAUCUAUCCACCUACCUACCUACCUAUAUACAAAGGAAUAAUUUAUUUUACUACUGGCACCUCUCUCCUUUUCCCCUGGGAUUGUAAAUUUUUACUCUUCCAUCUGCCCCACAUCAUGUUCAAUGCAUCAUAUAUAUUUUUCAAGAUUUUGCUACUUGGGUGUUUUGCUACCCGUCAUGGUCUUUCUUCGGUAUGAUUCGCUACUCUCAAUAUCUAGCUCUCAAAUGGCGAAUGGUUGUUUUUUUGUUUUUUUUUUAUCUUCAUUUCUUUCUCAAUUGCUCGUCCCAUUUCCCCUCUUCUCAUCGAAGUUCUAGGCUUUACUAUUAAUCAUCGUAUUCCCCUCCUUUUUAAUGCUCUCCCCUUCUUCUCUCUUUCCUUCAUAAAAACCAAAAGAAAACAAAGAAGAAAAAAAUGUGGAGAUUUGUAUCCACAUACCAUCCGUUACAUCAAUCACCCACCCUUUCUAAAUACCUACGUUUUACAUUGCAAUUCAUUUUGUAAUUACUACACUCUCCCCCCAUACACUCAAAUGAGUUAAGUGGAAAAACAUACGAUGAGGAAAAAAAAAAAAAAAAAAAAAAAAAAAAAAAGAACAAAAAGAACAAAAAGAAAUAUCCAAAAAAUUUUCAAGCAAGCCAAAGGAGUUGAUUGGGAGAAAAAAUAAAUGCAUGCUUCGAGAAGCAUACAUGUGUAUAUACAAAUGAUAUCGGAUAAAGUCAUAAGAUCCACGAAGAGAGGUUAGCUGGGCGAAAUGACAACGAAGUAAGGGAAGGGGGGAAUAGUGAAGAUAAAAACGCGAAGACAAAGGAGGGGGCAUCGAAAUGGAGUAGAGUAGAGGUGAAGAGAAGAGGUGAAGGGGGAAGAGGGUAAAAAUAAAAAGAACCAGGAACCCAGAAAAAGAAUGUAAAAUCAUUUGCAUCAUAACGUCAGUCCCUAAACGCCUAUUGAAGCACAGACACAGAUUACCCUCCGUUUUUGCUUCUGCCUCAUUCCUCAUCUACCCCCCACCACCCACGGCGGCGCCAGCGAUAACCGUAGACGUCGCCUGUGGCCCUCCGCUGGUGGCAGCUGCAUUUGCGCCCUCACCACCACCCCCACCACCCCCACCAUCCCCACCAGCCGUCCCAGGUGUACUAGUAGUCGGCCUCCCACCCCUUUCCCUCAUCCGUCUCCCCUCCAUCAAUCCACGUAAUCCUCUCUUCUGCAGCCCAACAACACUACUAAUCUCACCUGUCCAAAUCUCCCGUUCAGGCUUGGCCCGCCCGCGCCCAUGGCUAAGCAUGUCAUCAUCCAUGUUAUUAUUCAUGUGUUCAUUAUGAUGAGCAAUAUCAUCCGCACCCAUUGAUUCUGAGAAGCUGAGGCUGGUAUUUGUCGAUGCUGAUGUGGCCGUGCUUGCUGCGCUGCUGACUGAUUCGGCGCGGUUGCGGUUGCCGCCGGCUGUGCUUCCAGAGUUCAAAUUUGUGGUGUUAAUGCGAAGGUUGGCGGGUCGCUGGGCGCUUGAUGUGCGACGUUGGGUGGCUCCAAGUCCACUACCACCACCAACGCCUCGACCAAUUGCACCCGACCGAGGCCCCGUUGUGUCUCCGGACUCUGUAUCUGAGGAAUUUGAGUUGAGAUUCAGCCUGCUCAUUGGAUCUGUGGCGGACUCGACGGCGUUGGAGCGCGAGUGUGCGCCGUUUAGAACUUCGAGCGUUCCACCAGGUCCGCUGGCAAAGCCUGUGCCACGGCCUCCGCCCGCAGCCAUGGCGGCUGCGUUGAAAACAGCUGCAGCAUUCCGGCCGUCUAGAACUUGGUGUAGUCGUUCGACCGUGGCUUCGAGUAGGCCGUCGACCUGGUAGGGGCGUGCGAGCUGGAGGAGAGAGCAGAGGAUUUGCGGGGUGCAGAGCUGGGAGCCAGGGGGUGGGAGUGAGGAAGUAUACAGAUAUUGGACGAGAAGUUGGACGGUUAGAUGGGUAUGCGGGAGAUAUAGAGUUCUAGGGCGGGAAGUUGGUGUAAGGGUGUGUGCGGAGGGGAUUUCGAGGUUGGGGAGGAGCGACGGGGCGGCUUUCCGGUUGGAUGAUGAGCUACUGCGACCGACUAGGGUCGUCGCGGUAGAAUAGUUGCUGCUGUUGCCCACUGAAGGUGUUAUUGUGAUGCUAGAGUUUCGGCUAGGGUGAGAUGAGGGCUGCUGGCGUAGGGUAGCGGAAUCGGACAUGAUCUCUUCCGAGGCUGUAGAUUCACGGAGAAGUUGAAUAAAAUAUGGGCCCCAACGACGAGCCAAAAUAUGUGAGUUAACCGGGAUACGUUCGCCGCCAAUGGUGAGCAACUCCAUAUCAGACAACUCCCGAAGUGAUAGGGCCAUCUUGCCGAACUCUUCCGCUGCGGUAGAUAAUGGUCGACCUCCGGGACCAUGCUGGGAAAUCUUUGCUUGUAAAGAAGCAGGUACCAUGGGGCUGCUUACAGAGACAUACCCCGAAGUCGGGGAGCUUCGUCGUGGAUUCUCAUAUAGGCCGAAUGCUUCGAGUUCCACAAAACAAAUGUGCGAGAAAUUGAUGCGCCGGUGGUUGUAAUCUUCAACUAAACUUCGCUUCCGAUGUCCCAUAACGACGAAUGUGCUUCGCCUACUCCACAGGACACCGCGAUUCCAACUGCCGUGUCCAAAAAUGGCUCCUCCGGCGUCAAUCCGGCCCCACGUAAGUGUUUUCAAAUCCAGAGCCCACAUUGCAUACUCUUGUUUGGAAGACGUAAGAUAAGUACCGCUAACCACAAAAUGUCCAUUAAUAAUGCCUCCAUUGGGGAACCGUAAGCCGGGAGGCGAAACCGUGCCAUUCAUUGGCUUCUCGAUUAGUUUUCCGUCAGGUAAACGGAACUGCAGAUUUAAUUUGACAUCUAAGAAAUUGUAAUUUGAAUAUAUCAACAGCAGGGGAUCUGGUUUCUGGGCAUCUGGCUUCGUCGGGUCCCUGAACCCUUCCACUUCAACCCCACCUCCAAUAUCGGAAGCGUUCACCCCGAUCAAAGGGGUAGCAACACUGCGAUAGGCUCCGCAACUGCGAUCAAGAGAGGUGGUGGAAGUCCAUUUUAGGCUUCGCAGAUUAAAAACAUUUAUUUCUUCAAAAUAAUGAUUCGACGUAUCCUGGCCACCAACAACGAUCAUCUCCGCCCCUCCAUAUCCAUCAAUCUCUACACCUAGCGUCCCUUGGUGGGGAUUAGACGAAGAAGGGUUAUGGUGGAGAGCGGACAGAGGGGCAUCAGAGGAGCCGAAAGCAGCGCCGGAGGGUAGAAUUGUUGCACAAUGGGCAUAUCUUCCCCGGGGGGCGUUGGCGGUCGGAAUAAAAACCCACGUUCUACUAGGCACAUCAAAGAUAUAUAUAUCUGACAAAAGCACAACUCCUUGCUGUGAUUCCUGCCCUGGUUGUUGCGCAUUUGGGUUUGGAUUCGCGGGAGGCUGACCUGGAACAGCAGUUUUCGCAGACAUGCCGCCGUAGCAAACCAGUUUCGAAUCGCCCAAAGCACAUACUGUGUGGAAAUAACGUGGAGGGGGAAUGUCCCCCGUCGUCUCUAAUUUGGUCCAGUGACGACGUACCAAAUCCAAUUCGUACAUCUCAUUGGUUAACAGCUCGGGCCUGCUUCUUGACUGCAGCCGCCCCCCAAAUACAUAUAGCUUAUCUCCAAGAACGGUGCUGGAAGGCCCCACAAGCGGGUGGGGUUCUCUGCCUGUCGUUCGAUGAACAUUACACACCAGGCCAGAUAAAUUCGUCGGGCCUGACGAUGUAUUGUGACCACUUUGCAGAUUUGAAGGGGCAGGUUGGUUUCCAGUUGCAGUAUUCAGUCCAGCAUUUUGCUCCUGAAAAGAGUCAUACUGGGCCCCACUAGUGAUAUUAGACGCCAUCGUUUUAAGCACAAUUGCGGUUGACUGGUUCGACGUAUUAAGUGUUUUAUUGGUAGACGACCGCACAAGCGGUGAUUCGGGGCCUGCUUUUCCGGUUGGUGUCUCGAUUGGUGGCGGGCUUUUUGGCACAGAGUGAAGUCCACCUUCAGAAAAGGAUAACGAGCUUUUCCGGUUACCGUUCUCCCUCGGCUCCUGGUACUCCAGAAACCUCUUUUCCAGCUGAAGAUUUUGGCUGAGACCAGGUUCCAACACAGCAGCAGGGACGGGUAAACUUGGGCGCCGAAACGGGUCCAGAUCUGGUGCUUUGGGAGUAGUUGGAGUUGCAAGACGGAACUCGUCAGGGAUCUUAUUGCGUGGAAUUCCCUCCGCUGGAGCUUUUGCGGGGCCCUUCGAAACGAAUUUUCUCGAAGGCCAAGUUGUGGAUAUGGUAGUACUACGGGCUUUGGAAGGGCGAAAGUAUUUAAUCACAGAGGCAAAUCGUUUCGAGCCGUCUGGGGUAAGUGGUGGUAUUGGGGGUGCUGUAGGCGUUGACGAUGGCCCUGCAGCCACAUUCGGGGGAAUACUUCCUUCAGCCGGCUUGUUGGUUUCACGUCCUGAGCCUGUUCCUGCCAUGAUUAGCUAGAAUUCUACAGAUGAAGGGCUGGUUGAGGUUUUGAAUUGCCAUUCGCCAGAACGAAAAAAGGUCGAGUGCGAGGGGAAAGGAAAAAAGCAAAAUCCAGAGGCAGCGAUAAGUCUUAUAUGUAUAAAACAAAAAUACGAGUUGUCAAACAUACGGUUGUAGGAAUUUCGUCAGGUGUUCGUCACUUCUUUGUCU